Messenger RNA from Mizuhopecten yessoensis (Yesso scallop), 1225 nucleotides. RefSeq names its product basic proline-rich protein-like. The record is from RefSeq and is a predicted model, not a curated record. Bases 9 to 503 code for a protein of 164 amino acids. The transcript has 3 exons. Lineage: Eukaryota; Metazoa; Mollusca; Bivalvia; Pectinida; Pectinidae.
CUCAGCCUAUGAAUGUGAGCCAGCCACUGGUACCACCCCCUUCUUAUGACACAACAACUGGUCCUGCUCCCUAUGACACAACAACUGGUCCUGCUCCCUAUGACAUCAACAAUCAAGGUUCUGACAUGAGUAAGCCCCCUUUGCCUGGUGGAGAUAUGAGUGGUGCUGCCUACCCACCUGGUGAUGGUUAUACUAUUCAGCCAGCAGGCGCUCCGCCCUACCCAGCUGGAGCCUAUCCGACAGGCCAGUUUACUGCCCCGCCCUAUGGUGUACAGCCCUACCCAGGAGCAAGCCUCCCCCCUCAGACAGGAUAUGAGCCCUCUGCACCACCUUCUGCAGCCCAGCCUUACCCUGGAGCAAACCCUCAGCCCUACCCUGGAGGAAACCUCCCACCUCAGUCCUACCCUGGAGCAAACCUCCCACCCCAGCCUUACCCCGCCUCACAUAUACAGUUUGACUCCCAGGGAGCUGUGCCUUAUCCUGCACAGCCACCACCCCAGUGAGACUAAGGAUGGUCCCAUAUCUUGGCGACUAUGAAAAGCAUUGUCAACACUGCGGCUAUAUGAAGAGAAAAACGUCACUACAAAGGCCGCUGUUAUUCAACUUUAUGAUCAGUUCACCAAACAAACUGUGAUCAAGAAAGUGCAAUGUUAUCUUUGAUUUUUGAAUUAAAUACAGAUGUAUGAGGGCCUAGGAUACAGAUGUUUGAGGGCCUAGGAUACAGAUGUAUGAGGGCCUAGGAUACAGAUGUAUGAGGGCCUAGGAUACAGAUGUAUGAGGGCCUAGGAUCACUAAACUGAUUGUUCCUAUGGAUCAAAAGUGGUACUUUUUACACAAACAAUGUAUGUAGAGAACAUGUCGCAAUGUUGCAGACCCACUGGUCCCUUUGUCAAGCUAGUCGGUCACAACUGGACAAAGGCACCAGUCAGUCUUGAAAUGUUGUGGAACCUUUCAUACAUAUUUAUCGUUUCAGUAUAAAGUAAAACUUUGAUACAAACAUAUUUUCAAACUGAUGAAUUUUAUUGAAGGAAAAAUGAAAGAGUUAUAUGUAGGUGGAAUUAUUCAUAGAAGUUAGGGUGCCAAGUGUAUAGGGUCACACCAGUCACCAACCAAGUAGGUGAAAUGUUUGUCCUCCGAUAAAAUAUGUAUCAAUUAUAUCAGGAAUAUUGGAGGAAAUUUUCAUCAAAUAUAUUGAGGAACUGUAAGCAUUGUGGGCUGUAUAGGU